AGAAUGUAAUAAAUGCAUCGAAUGUGUCACUUUUGUGUAUAAUGUAACAUCGGACUUCAAUCGAUAAGUUGAGAUACGAGUAUCGAUGUUGUUUGUCAGUCGAGUAUCGAUAAGGUAGUCGAACUGCAUAACAAAUUCGAGCGCGAUAAUUUCAUUACAACAACCUCGAAUUUCCUACAGCAAGAUUUUAACUGUUGCGACACUUUCAGACAAUUUUUUUUUCUAAAUCUACAGAUUUGACGUAAUUCUCUUUCAAAUAGAAUACGAAGAACGCAUUUCGAACGGUAGGGAGUAAAAUCUGAUUUUUCAAAAUGGCACGAGAAGGAGCAAUCACAAAAAAGUCGAUGGAAAUGACGUCCGCGCUAAACGAGGUUGCGAUUGGUUGUAAUACACGUGACAGCUACGCUCGUCACUUCCGUUUCGCGGGUAAAUUACUCGGGGUAACAUUUUCAAUCGUGCCGGUUACUCGUCGUGUUGUGAAGUCGAGUAAUAUCUGCGUGAACAGUACCUGCUGCGGAGGUGACACUUCGACGCAUCCGAGGAAUCAACAUGCACGUGCUCAAACGUGAUGGACGCAAGGAACCUGUGCAUUUCGACAAGAUAACUGCAAGAAUCGAGACACUAUGUUACGGUCUGGACAUGAAUUACGUGGAUCCAUCUGCAAUCGCACUUCGGGUUAUAACCAAUUUAUGUUCUGGAGUGACAACGAUCGAAUUGGAUAACUUGGCAGCUGAAACUGCGGCGACUAUGAUCAAUCAACAUCCAGAUUAUGCAACUUUAGCAGCUAGAAUUGCCAUAUCCAACCUGCACAAGGAAACAAAGAAGGUCUUUAGUGAGGUGAUGACUGAUUUGUAUUGUGCAAAAAGCUCGAUCACAAAUAAACGCCUAUCUAUAAUUGAUGAGAAAUAUUAUGAAAUUAUCAAAAAUAAUGCAGACAAGUUGAAUUCUGCAAUAAUAUAUGAUAGAGAUUUUAACUAUAGUUAUGCUACAUUUAAAAUGCUUGAGAGUGAUCACUUGUUGAAACUAAAUGGAAAAAUUGUUGAGAGGCCACAGCACAUGUUAAUGCGAGUUGCUGUAGGUAUUCAUGGCAAAGAUGUUGAUAAGGCUAUUGAAACAUAUAAUUUAAUGUCAAAACAGUAUUUUGUACAUGCUGCACAGACAAUGAAUACUGCAUGUGCUGGUACACAACAAAUGGCUAGCUCGUUUUUGUUGACAAUGUCUGGUGAUAGUAUAGAUGGAAUAUUGGAUACAUUAGAACGAUUUGCUAUUCUUUGUCAUUAUAAUGGUGAAAUAGGCUUCAAUGUGCAUUGUAUUCGAGCAAAGAAUACGCCUAUAAGAGGCACAGGGGGUGUGUCAAAUGGAUUGGUGCCUAUGUUAAAAGCGUACAAUACAUCUAUUGCGACCGUUUCUAAAAACGGCAAAAAUGAAGGACCGAUUACUGUAUAUUUAGAACCAUGGCAUGCAGAUAUCUUCGAAUUCUUGGAUCUCAAAAGGAGUAUUGGCGAGGAACAGUCUAGAGCAAAAGGCAUGUGUUAUGGACUGUGGACUCCAGAUUUAUUCAUGAAACGUGUUUAUGAUGAUGAUGUAUGGAACCUAAUGUGCCCACAUGAGUGCCCUGGAUUAAUUGAAGCUUGGGGUGAUGAAUUUGAAGCUUUAUAUAUCAAAUAUGAAAAAGAAGGACGUUCUCGAAGACAAGUUAAAGCCAGGGAGUUGUGGCUUCUCAUUAUUCAAAUACAAUUUGAAACAGGAGUACCAUACAUAGUUUUUAAAGAUCACUGUAAUCGUAAAUCAAAUCAUCAGAAUCUGGGCACAAUUAAAUGCAGCAGUUUCUCUACCGAAGUAGUUCAAUAUUCAAGUGCUGAUGAAGUUGCCAUGUGUAACAUGGCUUCAAUUGCUGUUAACAUGUUCGUGAAUUCUAAUGAGAGAACUUUUGACUUUUAUAAACUUAAGGAAGUAGCAAAAAUUGUCACCUAUAAUUUGGAUAAAAUGAUUGACCUUAGUUUUUAUCCUCUACCAGACGCAAAAUUGUCAUGUGAUAAACAUAGAUCUAUCGGUAUUAGUGUACAAGGAUUAGCAGAUGCGUUGAUCUUAAUGAGGUAUCCAUUUGAAAGCGACGAAGCUAAGGAACUCAACAUCCAAAUUUUUGAAACUCUUUAUUAUGGCGCUUUAGAAGCAAGUUGCGAAAUAGCUAUUGAGAAAGGUCCUUAUGAGUCAUAUGAAGGCAGUCCAGUUAGUAAAGGUAUUCUCCAGUAUGACAUGUGGAAUGUGAAACCAACAAAUUUAUGGGAUUGGGAUAUUUUAAAGGUAAAAAUUGCUAAACAUGGAGUGCGCAAUUCUUUGUUAAUAGCGCAAACGUCGGAUGCAUUUAUGGCGCAAAUGUUGGAAAAUAACGUAUCAGUUGAGCCAUAUACGAGCAACAUAUAUAUGAUAUAUGCAUUAUCAAAACAAUAUCCAGUUAUUAAACCACGUUUGCUACGAGAUCUAAUUGAGAAAGGUCUUUGGGAUGAAAAUAUGUGUAACAAAAUUCUUGUUAACGGCGGAUCUAUACAAAAUAUUAAAGAUAUACCUGAGGAUUUAAAGUUACUUUAUAAAACCGUUUGGGAAAUGCCACAAAAAACUAUUUUUGAAAUGGCUGCUUCUCGAGGACCUUUUAUCGAUCAGUCGCAAUGUUUAAAUGUCCAUAUGAUUGAUCCUUUAGAAAAGCUUUCAUCCAUGCAUCAUUAUGCUUGGAAAAUUGGUUUGAAAUCCAGUAUGUACCAUCUUGUAACUAACAGUAAUAUAAACUAGAUGUAAGAUUCCACACGCACACACACAACAUUAAAAUAAAAAAUUUAUUCAAAGGCAAAAAGUGAAAAUAAUGUAAGAAUUUACAUCAAGAUAAAAGCAAAGAUUUUUUUUAAUGUCACAAUAAAAAUUGUAUUUAUCAUUUUAAAACUAA
Molecule: messenger RNA, 2938 nt
Organism: Solenopsis invicta (red fire ant)
Lineage: Eukaryota; Metazoa; Arthropoda; Insecta; Hymenoptera; Formicidae
Product: ribonucleoside-diphosphate reductase large subunit
Exons: 11
Coding region: 550-2787 (745 amino acids)
Biological process (GO): deoxyribonucleotide biosynthetic process; DNA replication
Cellular component (GO): ribonucleoside-diphosphate reductase complex
Molecular function (GO): ATP binding; ribonucleoside-diphosphate reductase activity, thioredoxin disulfide as acceptor
Source: RefSeq, a predicted model, not a curated record